UGACGCUGUCCGGAGUGACGUCAUCCCCAGCAGCCGUGAGUGAAAGCGUGCGCGCGGCUCGGAAAGGAAAGAGAAGAGUCACGCGUGAUGUGUUGGCCUAGAGGUGGCUAGCUACUCGUGGGUUAAGAGUAGCCGGACAACUGUUGCUCAUUUGCUUUCGAACAUUUGUUUAUUUUUCGGUAUCCAAGCUGUUGCCGACACCUGCGUAGACGUCGCGACGCCCUGGAACGCAACAACAUGCCAAAUAUCAAAAUAUUCAGCGGUAGCUCCCACCCCGACCUCUCUCAAAAGAUAGCAGAUCGCCUUGGUCUCGAGCUUGGAAAGGUUGUUACCAAGAAAUUUAGCAACCAAGAAACAUGCGUGGAAAUAGGCGAGAGUGUACGAGGAGAGGACGUCUACAUCGUCCAGAGCGGCUGCGGGGAGAUCAAUGAUAAUUUGAUGGAGCUGCUCAUCAUGAUCAACGCCUGCAAGAUAGCAUCCGCUUCCAGAGUCACCGCCGUCAUCCCCUGCUUUCCGUACGCCCGCCAGGACAAGAAGGACAAGGUGGGGAGCCGUGCCCCCAUCUCUGCCAAGUUGGUGGCCAACAUGCUGUCCGUGUCAGGUGCUGACCACAUCAUCACUAUGGACUUGCAUGCCUCACAAAUACAGGGAUUCUUCGAUAUCCCGGUGGACAACCUCUAUGCAGAGCCCGCUGUGUUAAAGUGGAUUAAAGAAAAUAUACCUGAGUGGAAGAACUGUACUAUCGUCUCACCGGAUGCUGGAGGAGCAAAAAGGGUCACUUCCAUAGCAGACAGGUUAAAUGUGGACUUUGCUCUCAUCCAUAAAGAGCGGAAAAAGGCGAACGAGGUUGACCGCAUGGUACUCGUCGGGGAUGUGACGGCUCGAGUUGCCAUCCUCGUAGAUGACAUGGCAGACACCUGUGGGACCAUCUGCCAUGCUGCUGACAAAUUGAUUUCUGCCGGUGCCACAAAAGUGUACGCCAUCCUGACUCACGGCAUCUUCUCCGGGCCUGCGAUUUCUCGCAUCAAUAACGCUUGCUUUGAAGCUGUUGUGGUCACUAAUACAAUACCCCAGGAAGAGAAAAUGAGGCAUUGUCCCAAAAUACAGGUUAUCGACAUCUCCAUGAUCCUUGCAGAGGCCAUCCGGAGAACCCACAAUGGCGAGUCGGUGUCGUACCUAUUUAGCCACGUCCCCUUGUAAUGGUGUCUACUGUCCGACCAAAAAUAAAUGAAGAGGCAUUUCCCCCCCUACCCCUGAAAACGCAACUGUUACGGAAGUUCCCUAUUACAAGGGAUGGCACGAACUAUCAUGUCUGUUACAUGCAUCCUCCUCACUUGUACAUUGUUUCUCACAAGUGGAGCACCACAUAGACAAGGGGUGCCCAAGUCCGGUCCUCGAGAGCCCCUAUCCAGCUUGUUUUCCAUGUAUCCAUCCUUUAACACACCUGAAUCAAAUGGUUAGCUGAUCAGCAAGCUCUGUAGGAGCCUGAUAACAAUCCUGAUUAUUUGAUUCAGGUGUGUUGGAGGAGGGAGACAUGGAAAACAAGCUGGAUAAGCGCUCUCGAGGACCGGACUUGGGCUUCCCUGCUGUAAAUUAUCCGAAUUGAGCUACUGAAAAAUGUUUCCUUUGAUCUUCAAGUUUUUAUAGCUGUAACUAACCGGUAAUUCAUCCUUUUCCCGCCCGUUCUUUUUUGUUGGGAUUUUGUAUCAUAAUUCCAAACUGUACUGUUUACUUACAGUAAGUAGGUACCGUUUAUUCAGGUACAUGUUUUUAAGAAAACCAAAUAGUUUUUCCAAUUUUUAAUCAUUUAUGAAGCACAGACAUGUGCCAAAUGGACAUAAAAUUAGUAGUGACCAAUGUGAGGAGUUCGUCCAAUGUUCCAUUUUGGCCAUUCUAUUUUUUUCAUGAUGAUGGUAUUUAAUUUACUUCAUUGAAUAUGUCACGCCAGUUUUUUCCCCCAAAAACUAUUUUCUACACCCGCUUGUGUCUUUCGCAUUGACAUGUCUUGGUUACUGCAUUGGUUUAUGUCCAUGUUUAGUUACAUUUUAAAUAAAAAAACAAUAUUGAAUAC
Molecule: messenger RNA, 2071 nt
Organism: Corythoichthys intestinalis (scribbled pipefish)
Lineage: Eukaryota; Metazoa; Chordata; Actinopteri; Syngnathiformes; Syngnathidae
Gene: prps1b
Product: phosphoribosyl pyrophosphate synthetase 1B
Exons: 7
Coding region: 238-1200 (320 amino acids)
Biological process (GO): ribonucleoside monophosphate biosynthetic process; purine nucleotide biosynthetic process; 5-phosphoribose 1-diphosphate biosynthetic process
Cellular component (GO): ribose phosphate diphosphokinase complex; cytoplasm
Molecular function (GO): magnesium ion binding; ribose phosphate diphosphokinase activity; ATP binding
Source: RefSeq, a predicted model, not a curated record